GGGGAGGAGCAGCGGAGGAGAGCAGAGACCGAGCCCGGAGCAGCGCACAGAGACCCGGACAGAGACCCGGACAGAGACCCUUUCCGCUGCAGCACCGGACACGUUAGACCCACAAAAGUUGAACAGGGCCAUGUGGGGGUGGCUCUGGGGGCCUGAGCAGCCAUAUAGCGCCCCCCGCAGGCUACCCUCAGAGGUGGUGUGUGAUACUCUGAUGCUGGAGUUGUCGUGGCAGUGCAGAGAAGCCCAGCGCAUGCACCGAGAGAGGGAGAGCAACUACCAGCGCUUGCGCUCCGGAGUGGACUACAGCUGGCUCCAGAGCGCCCCCCGCAGCAUGCACAGCCUCAGCACAGGGGAGAGACUGGGGCUGGAGGAUCUGUGCUCACGUGUGCCCUCCUCCCACUGUGGACUCGUCAUUCUCAAGUUCCGUGAGGAGGUCCAGGCCCAUGAGCCAGAGGUGCAGGAGGUGUCAGGGCUGUUCCGCUCUGUGCUGCUGCAGACUCUGGAGCAGCUCAGGGAGGAGCAAGACGCUCUCAGACUGGCGCAGCAGUGGAGCACCCACAAACGUGCCAUGUCUCUGGUCAACUUUAGGUCCCGCCUCCGCAUCAACCCCUUCGGCAGCACCCUGGGGCUCACCUCCACGGCGGCAGCAGGCGACCAGCGGGGGGCGGGCCUGAGCGAUCUCCAAACUGUGUCCCAGGACGUGGAGAGGGGCGCGGAGAGGGAACAGAGGGUGUGGAGCAUGCCCGACUUUACGCUCCAGGGUGCCAGCAGCAAAGUGCUCUGACAGGACAGGAGCAGGGAAGGGGUGGGGCAGAGGUGCGACAGGAUUGAGACAGGAGCAGGACAGUACUUAAAGCACCAGGGCAGCAGCACCAGCAGCUGGAGUGGAAUGACAGGAGCAGGACAAGAGCAGGACAAGAGUGAGAUGGGAAUGAGAAAGGAGCAGGACAGGAGCAAGACACUAAUCAAACACACUUCAACUAAUAAUACAGCACAAUCAAAAUUUCAAAAUCAGAUUCUCUUGCCCUAAAUAAAAAAUAAAAUAUCUGCUGAGAAGUAUCAGUCGUUUUACCGGACUAAGCACAGUACAUCCCCUGUACCGCUUUUGGACAUGUCCCCUGUACUGCUUUACAUGGACACGCCCCCUGUACUGGACACACCCCCUAUCAUCAGAGUCGUCAUCAAACCCACUCUGGACCAAAUAUCACACGUUUGCCCAAUAGUGACAUAACUGGGCUACUUUACAGACGGGUAGUACUCACUUACAUUUACUCAAGUACAUUUACUUUUAGUACAAUUGCACUUCUCAAAGUAGUUUUCAGUCCCAUACGUUUACUCCUACUUCAGUAAUAUAUUGCAGUGUAACAGUACUCUACUUAAGUUUUGAUUACUCUUCCCACUGUGAGUAAAUCUACAAGUGACAAGUUUUAUGUUGACAAUAUGAAAUUAUUUUAACAUUUGUGUUUCUUGCAGCUCCUUCAGAUAUGAUUUUGUUUCAUUUUUGUGGUCUGUCCUUUGAAAAAUGCCACACUUUGUGCAUUAUUUAAUCUUUUGUUUUAAUUGCAUUAAAUAUAAAUUAUAAAUCUGAUACUGCAGACAGACAGUUCACCUACUUUUAUUUGUGUGUCCCCAAAUACUUUUUUAUUCAAGUCAUUCCUUGUACCACUAAUUUGUAAUCCUAUGAGUAGGACUUACUUGAGUACAAACAUUUGCUGCUUGUGUGUGUACCAUGAUAAGAGUAAACUUGGAGACUAAAGUAUUUUUGUGUGGGUUAAUGUGGCCUAGUUUCUCUCACGCUUCUUUUCCAUUGUUUCCAUAAUGAGUUGCAUUUAUGUGUGAUUUAUAAACUGGAAUAAAACUGAC
This is a messenger RNA of Periophthalmus magnuspinnatus, 1863 nucleotides long. It is a transcript of the gene rd3, whose product is annotated as retinal degeneration 3, GUCY2D regulator. Lineage: Eukaryota; Metazoa; Chordata; Actinopteri; Gobiiformes; Gobiidae. The record is from RefSeq and is a predicted model, not a curated record. The transcript has 3 exons. Bases 131 to 784 code for a protein of 217 amino acids.